AUGGUGGGUUCGCGAGUUUAUGUUGGCGGUCUGCCGUUCGGUGUCCGAGAUAGGGAUCUAGAAAAGUUCUUCAGAGGUUUUGGCCGAAUUCGUGAUAUCCUCAUCAAAAAUGGUUACGGUUUUGUGGAGUUUGAAGACUAUCGAGAUGCUGAUGAUGCAGUGUACGAGCUAAACGGGAAAGAGUUACUAGGAGAUAGGGUCGUGGUGGAGCCGGCGCGAGGGAUCGACCGCAGUGCAGACCGUUACCGGCGCGACCGCCACUACGACCGCGACCGCGGCCGGUCACGAUACGACAGUGACUACAAUUAUAGAUACGGACCGCCAACGCGCACGGAGUAUCGGCUUAUCGUCGAAAAUCUAUCUAGCCGCAUUAGCUGGCAGGAUUUGAAGGAUUAUAUGCGUCAAGCUGGUGAAGUUACUUAUGCUGACGCCCACAAGCAACAUAGAAAUGAAGGCCGAUCCAAAUCUCGCCCCAAGAGUAAGAGUCCAGCUGCCAAGUCACGCUCCAGGUCUCGCUCCAAGUCUGCGAUGUCGCCGUCGCUUAGGGAGCGCAGUCGUUCCAAGUCCCGUUCGAGAUCGCCCGCUACCCGUAGAUCGGAACGUCGUUCGGUCUCCAGACGGUCCGCGUCCAAGUCCCCGCCGAGGAACGGCCACCGGUCAGCGUCCAGGUCCAAGUCCAGGUCGCCGAAAGCAGAAUCCAAGGAAAGAUCGCGUUCUCGCAGCAAGGAGGCGUCUCCCAAGCGUGAAGAGAGGGAAGAGCGUCGCGCCAGCAAAUCGCGCUCUCGCUCCCGCUCGCGUUCACGUUCCCGCUCGCACGAUCGCGGCAACGAACGCGACCGGUCCGGCUCUCGAGACCGCUCACAGUCAAGAUCGCGAUCCGGUUCCCCGCGUCAGAACGGUGACGGCCAAGACAGAGCCAGUACAGAUCGCUCCCCUCGCAGUGGGGACUAA
Diatraea saccharalis (sugarcane borer) is the source of this 951-nucleotide messenger RNA. NCBI's taxonomy places the organism in Eukaryota, Metazoa, Arthropoda, Insecta, Lepidoptera, Crambidae. The record is from the annotation of a GenBank genome assembly.